AUGAUCAAGGAAGGAAUUGAACCGGAUGUCGUUCCUUAUACCUCCGUCCUUCAUGGAGUGUGUAAUUCCAGCCAAUUGACAGAGGCUCGAAGACUCUUGAACCAUACGUUGCAAAGCAGAGUAACGCCGGAUAUUCGAACCUUCAAUAUUCCGGUGGAUGAACAUUGCAAAGAGGGAAUGGUUGUGGAGGCAGAGGACAUAGUUGACCAGAUGAUUCAAUUAGGUGAAAUGUCUGAUGGUUUCAUUUAUAAUACACUGAUGGGUGGUUGUUGUUCGCAAAUUAGAAUGAAAUAUGCUAUGGAAGUGCUUAAUUUGAUGGUUGCAAGAGGCUGCUCCCCUGAUGUUGUUAGUUAUUCCUUGUUGAUUAAUGGAUACUGCAAAGCAAAAAGAGUUGUCCAAUCAAAGAUGCUUUUGCGAAAAAUGCUUCAAAGGGGCUCGAAUCCUAAUGUCAUCACAUACAACACUAUUGUAAAUGGAUUUUGCCAGGUUGGGAACCUUGAAGCCGCGGAGGGGCUAAUUAAUGAGAUGCAAUCCCGUGGUCUAUAUCUUGAUCAUUAUACCUUGAAUGGUUUGCUGGAUGGCUUAAGUAAAGUGCAGCAGAUUGAUAUGGCCAUGAUAUUGUUUCGAAAGACUAUGGCCUUGAUAUUGUUUCGAAAGAUGGAAGAUUCCAAAUUUGUCCCAAACCUUGUGACUUACACUAUUCUAAUAAACGGCAUGUGUUAA
Molecule: messenger RNA, 723 nt
Organism: Rhodamnia argentea
Lineage: Eukaryota; Viridiplantae; Streptophyta; Magnoliopsida; Myrtales; Myrtaceae
Product: pentatricopeptide repeat-containing protein At1g62680, mitochondrial
Exons: 1
Coding region: 1-723 (240 amino acids)
Molecular function (GO): protein binding
Source: RefSeq, a predicted model, not a curated record